Molecule: messenger RNA, 6339 nt
Organism: Brachypodium distachyon (stiff brome)
Lineage: Eukaryota; Viridiplantae; Streptophyta; Magnoliopsida; Poales; Poaceae
Product: golgin subfamily A member 4
Exons: 12
Coding region: 362-6070 (1902 amino acids)
Source: RefSeq, a predicted model, not a curated record
AGCUACUAUGUCCUGUCCUGUAUCUAGAUCACUUCUCCUACUGCUCCAGUUAAUCCCCAUCUCUCUCUCAACUACUGCGACACCGAAGGGCCGGCGGUGACCAGCGGCGACUGACUGCUCUGCUCAGUGCUCACGGCGGCGGCGGCGGCGGCGGGGAGCCGUGGAGAACGAGCUGCCUCGCGUGAUAGGAAGGAGAAAAAGCCUGUGGAAUAUUGCAUUUAUACUCUUGCGGGAUACUGUUGGAUUCUGUUUGGGGGAAAGUGGGAGUUAUGCAGAUAAAAGAAAUAGGAUGCUUCUAGAAGUACUGGAUGCUUAAAUUAUAAAUAUUGUUCUUGCUUGGGAUUGCCUUGAUACUGGCAGAAUGUCAAGGGUGCCAAAAUGGAAGAUUGAGAAGGCCAAAGUUAAAGUUGUAUUCCGUCUCCAAUUCCAUGCAACUAAUAUUCUAUCAACAGGAUGGGACAAGCUAUUCUUGUCCUUCAUUUCUGCUGAUACAGGAAAGGUAACAGCAAAAACAAAUAAAGCAAAUGUGAGAAAUGGAAGCUGCAAGUGGCCAGAUCCUAUUUAUGAAGCAACACGACUUCUUCAGGAUUCUAGGACUAAAACAUAUGAUGACAAGCUCUACAAGCUUGUUGUGGCCAUGGGGACUUCUCGGUCUAGUAUUCUUGGGGAGGUUGAUGUGAAUCUUGCCGAAUUUGCAGAAGCACUGAAGCCUGUUUCAAUCGCACUUCCUCUUCGCGGUUGUGACUUCGGGACAGUAUUACAUGUCACAGCACAACUCCUCAGCACCAAAACUGGCUUCAGAGAAUUUGAGCAGCAAAGGGAAACUGGUGCCAGAAGUUCUCAGCAGCUAGUGAACCAAAGAAGUCACGAUCCUUCUGAAGUUGCUGUUGCUUCAUCAGAAAUUGGUAGUGAUAAGGCUAAUGCAAGGAAUAAGCUGAAAGACACUUCUUUGGGUUUCCCGUUGGCGGAAGAUUCUGCUGGUUCAACUGAAGACUAUGAAAAUUCAUCACAUAAUUCAGAUGGUUAUUUUGCUGAAAAGAAUGAUCCAUAUGGCGGUCAUGAAAUCAGUAGCUUUAGGAGCAUACACUCAGGUGAUCUACCACUGUGCCCAACAAGUCAAAGCCCUACAUCAGAGAAGGGCCCACUUCGGGAUAAGCGCCUUUCACCACAAGGGAGCAGUGAUUGGUCUCAUGGAUGGAGUCCUGAGUUAUCUGCUGGUCACGAUCUCGCUGCUGCUCGUGAGGAGAAUAAUCGACUCAGGACCAGAUUGGAAGUGGCCGAGUCAGCCUUUUCUCACCUUAAGUCAGAAGCAACAUCUCUGCAGGAUGUUACUGACAAAUUAGGCACUGAAACUCAGGGCCUAACUAAACAGCUAGCUGUUGAACUUAUGUCACGUAACGAGCUCACCACAGAAGUAUCCUUCCUAAGGACAGAAUGUUCUAAUUUGAAAAGAGAGCUGGGAGAAAUGAAAUCUGAUAAGCUCUUGCGGUAUAAGGCUGACGGACAAGUUCCUCUUAUGACAACUGCAGAACAAGAUAAUACUUUAAGUAAGUUUGGAAAUGGCGGUCUUGCUACAAACAGUCCAGCACAUGAUCUCCAAACUGAAUGGCUUAAAGGCCUGCUGCUUCUUGAAAGUAAAGUGCAGCAGACCAGAAAUAAUGCUCUCCAUGGACUUCAAGCAAGUGAUCUUGAUUUUCUUCUUGCUGAUUUGGGGGCUCUUCAGCGUGUCAUUGAGAACUUGAAGCAAGGUGUUCAGCCUGAACAUAUGAAAGAAGAUAACUAUCUUGAACAUUUUCCACCGUCAAAUGCCGCACAUCAAUCAAGCUCAGGACAUGAUUCCCACAAGAAAAACUCAGGCACAAUGGAGGAGAAAAUGUGUGAGCUCUUGCAGAAAUUAGAGGACUCAAAAACCGAGAAGGAGAAUCUACUGGAGAAGAUGAGCCAGAUGGAGCGCUACUAUGAAUCUUUUAUCCUCAAGCUCGAGGAAAGCCAGAAGCAUACAGCAUUUGAAUUGGAAAAUCUCAGGAAAGAACAUAAUUCCUGUUUCUAUACAGUUUCUGUCCUCCAAGCCCAGAAGCAGAAAAUGCAUGAGGAGAUGAAUGAUCAGUUAAUGAGGUUUGUUGAGGACAGAACAGCUUUAGAAGCUCAAAAUAAGGAGUUCGAGAGGAGGGCUGUUGCUACAGAAACUGCACUCAAGAGGGUUCGAUGGAAUUAUUCGGCAGCUGUUGAUCGUCUACAGAAAGACCUCGAGUUACUGUCCUUUCAGGUUCUUUCUAUGUAUGAGUCAAAUGAAACUCUUGCAAAGCAAUCCAUUAUAGAAGAUACUGAGAGUCUCCCUGAAGAACAUUCUACAAUAGCAAACUUAUGCGGUAAUAAAGAACAUGAGCAAGACAGGUCUGUUGUCAAACAACUUGGACAUGAAGGUCUGCAUGCGGCAACCGAAUCUCAAGUGUUCUCUGCUGAAAAUGGUGCAUCAUGUAAUUUCAGCUACAAAAUGGAUGGCCAGAAAAAUCUCCUCCGGGCUCUCAAAAUUGAAGAACUGCGUAGCAGAUCUGAAGUCCUAUGUAGUACUGAUUCAAGGGUGAACUGCUCCAACAUCGAAGGACUAAAAGUUGCUUGUUCUGCAGUGGAAUCUGAACAUUUAGAAAUGUAUGUUGCUAAUAUUGAGUGGCAGGUAUUCUCUGAUGUGUUACGUGAAUCUCACUAUACCGCACUAGAUAUGAUUAAGCGAAUGCAGGAAAGGCUUCACAUGCUAGAAAAACAACUUCAUGACUCUAAUGAUGCUAGGAAUUCUUUAGUGAUCAAGCUGAACUCUGCCUUGGACCAAUCCAAAAGUUUAAAAGAAAGUGAAGCAGGAUACAUUUUAAAGUGUGAUGAUUUGACAGUGAAGAACCAAAUUUUAGAAGCAAAAUUGCAAGAUAUUUCAGUUGAAAAUGCCUUGUUUACGGAAAAGCUUGUUGUAUCUGAAAGACUUGUUGAGGAACAUAAAGCUUGCACCGAAGAAAGGAAGAGGUUCGAGGACCUUUUAUUGAAAGAAAGUCUGCAAACAAGUCAGCUUAAGGAUGAGCUGAGAUUAGUAAUGGAGGAUUUUGAGGCAAUGAAAGAUGAAUUACAUAAGCAGUCCUCCUUAAUCAAUGAUCAGCAAAUUGUUUCUACAACAGUUCAAGAGCAAAUGAGCAUCCUAUGCUCCAAACUUAUUCCUUUGAGUAAGGAUAUGGGCAUUUCAGGAUUUGAUGAGGCAUCUCUGCAACAUGAACUUAAGAACAAGAAUUACCCUGCUGUCAUAUUAAGUUUGGAUAUCUUCCAGCAGCAAGCAUGCCAGAAGGUGCUUCAUCUCCUUCAGGAAAAGGAGGCACUGGAAGAAAUGUGCGAUGUUCUUCGAAGGAGAUCGGGAAAUUCUGAAACAGAAUUGCUUGACGUGAAGCAGAAGUUUCAAUGUGAUUUGGAUGGAACAAAAGAAAAGUUGAACAUUUCUGAGGAACAUGUGGAGAAGCUUGAGCAAGCACUGCAGGAAAUGAAACAUAAAUUUAAUAUUAUCUCAGAGGCUCAAGAAAAGCACUCCAGUACCAAUGGUAACUUAACAUCAAAGCUUGCACAAAUGGAAGUUGAGCUGCAGAUUGUCACCAGUGAGAAUGAGACUCUCGUUGAAAAGAUGAGAGACAUUGCUGCUGUUGUUCAGGAACUUGAGAGGACCAAAGUAAGUCUUGCAGAAUUCGAGGAAGAUAACAAAACUUUGGCCCUGUCUUUACAGUCUAAAGAGGAAGUGUUGGUGCAUAUGGUCAAUGAAAAUAGAGGUUUGCAAAAUGGCCUCAGUUGUGCUGAUGAGAAUUUGCUAAAAGAAAAGAGAGCGAGGGAAGAUCUUGAAUCUGCCCUUGCAAGUCUUACAUCUCAACUUAUCGAGAAGGAUCAGGUUCUGCUGUCUUUCAGUGAGGACAAAUCAGAGUUACUUCGUCUGGGGGACCAGAUUUUAGGCCUGGAAAAAGAAAACAGUUUGAUGCAAAAUGCUCUUUCAAAAAGUGAACAAAUCCAAAGGGAUCUGAUCUGUAAGAAUUGCUCUCUUCACUCCCAGCUUUCCAAUGCUGAACGUCAGCUAGGGACAGUUCUGGAGGACAUGCUUGCCACCGACACUGAAGCUAGCUAUAUGAGAAGUCAUGUUGAGGAGGUUGCUGCCCAACUUGAUGUCUUAAGAAAUGACCUUGGGAAGCUUCAGCAAGAGAACCAAGAUGCUGACAAAUUAUUAAGGGUGCACAUGUUGACUGAAGCAGAAUUAACUGAUAGAAAUGCCACACUUCAAGCAGCUAUCCAUUCUCUAGAAAUCAGCCUUACCAGGGUUAAUCAAGAGAAGGAAGGACUUGAAGAGAUUAUGAAACGAAAUGAAGAAGCAUCUGCUCAAGUUAGCGAUAACAAGUCCCGAGAUACAUCCGUAUCAAUAGAUAAUUGUGAUACAGUAUUGAAGUGUCAAGAUGAGGUUUUGCAGCUUAGGGCCGUGCAGACAAAUCUUCAAGAACAGGUUGAUGAUCUGACAUCAAUGAAAGAUGAGGUUGAAAUUCUAAAUGUGGUUCUGAAAUCAAAAUUGGAGGAACACCAUACGGAGAUGUCAUCAUUGCUACAAGAUUCUGGAUACCAGUUGACAAAAUUAAAAGAACAGAAUAAGGAGCUUACUCAAAAACUUGCUGAACAAACUCUCAAGGCAGAAGAGUUCAAGAACCUUUCUAUCCAUUUGAGAGAGCUAAAAGAGAAGGCUGAAGCUGGAAGAAAGGAGAAAGAGGGAUCAUUGUUUGCGAUGCAAGAAUCCCUUCGAAUUGCAUUUAUUAAAGAGCAAUAUGAAUCGAAGGUUCAAGAGCUGAAAAGUCAGGUGUUUGUCUCUAAAAAGUAUUCUGAAGAGAUGUUACUGAAGCUGCAAAGUGCUUUGGAUGAGGUUGAAACUGGGAGAAAAAAUGAGAUUGCUCUUGCUAAAAGAAUUGAAGAGCUAUCGAUGAAAGUUUCUGAAUUGGAAGUCGAGAUGCAGGAUUUAUCUGCUGAUAAAAGAGAGUUGUCUAAUGCAUAUGACAGCAUAAUGACGGACUUGGAAUGCACAAAAUUAAACUUUGAUUGCUGCAAAGAAGAAAAACAAAAGAUUGAGGCCUCUCUUCAGGAGUGCAGUGACGAACGCAACAGAAUUAGGGUGGAGCUUGACUUAGUUAAAAAGUUGCUGGAGAAUAUUGCAUUGACUGACAAUAUCACAUCACCUGGUAAUUCUGGAUCAUGCACCCCUGGUGCCACAUCUAUUGGUCAAAUUCUUGGAGAUGUGACUUCUGGCUCUGCGCCAGAGUUAAUACCAAAUACACCAAAUGUUGAUUCAGGAUUGAAUGAAGAUGAAGGUGGAAUUCAGAGCACAAAAUUUUCAUCAAAUAUAAAAGAAUCCGAGGAUGCUGGAAGUGAGCAUCCACAUGCCAAGAGUACACUGUCAAAGAACUUGGAGAAUUGCCAUAAGGAAUGUGAGCCGUCAUCAGAGAAUCAUAUGAUUGUCAACAGUGCCAUCAAAGAUAUUUCUAAGGAGCAUAAGAAAUUAGCUAAUGAUUUGAACCUUUUCCAGAAGGAGCUGGAAAGACUUAAAAAUGAGAAUCCGUCCCCUCUUCUUCCCCUUGAUGUUAAUCUAAUUGAUCCAUCACUCAGUGGACUGGAAAGGGCAUUAUCACAGCUUGAUAUGGCAAAUGAACAUUUGCGACGGAUUUUCCCCUCAUUUAAAGAGCUUCCUGGUUCUGGCAAUGCCUUGGAAAGAGUGCUUGCUUUGGAGCUCGAGCUGGCAGAAGCACUCCAAGCAAAGAAGAAGACAGACAUUGUUUUCCAGAGUUCAUUUUUGAAGCAACACAAUGAUGAAUCAGCGGUUUUCCAAAGCUUCAGAGACAUCAAUGAGCUUAUACAGGAUACAAUUGAGUUGAAGAGAAGGCAGGUGGCUGUCGAGAGUGAGCUAAAAGAUAUGCAAGGCAGGUACUCGGAGCUCAGUGUGCAAUUCGCCGAAGUGGAAGGAGAAAGGCAGAAGCUUGCAAUGACCCUGAAGAACCGUUCACCCAGAGAAUCAUAUUCAUAGGAAUCAAAGAGGAAAUGGAAGAAAAAGAUAUGUUAGCCGGUCGUUGACUUUGUAAACGAUCUCCUGUGACGUUGAGGAAAUACAUUUUGCGAUGUAAAUAUCAGUAGCAUAUCAUCAUCUGGAACCAAUUGUAGAGCUGUAUGUGAUAUCCGUAAAGAUGUAACAUCUUUGUACAAACCCUCCUUCUGACACAAUCUUGUUAACUAAUUGUUAGUACAUGCCAAUAACCAGCAGACUUAUUCAAGGGUCGAUUUCACAUCUGUUGGCUA